CUAAGCUGCUAACCUGAUUGGCCCGUUAAUGUGCGCGAGCGUAGACGUGACUGGUCGCUUUAGCUUGAACACACCUGAUGUUAAUUCCUGAAGAAGACAGCCGCAGGUUUAAAAUGGCCAACACGCUGUUUUCUUCUGUCUGGCAACCGGAGGAACCGUCGUUAACGUCCUGUAAACGCCAAACGGAAGUUCCGCUCGGUUCACCGUCAUGUUGGAGGAUGAGGAGCUGGUGGACAACCUGUUGUGCAGCGAGGAUUUGGAGGACAACAGUGAAAGUGGACUUUCCCUGACUGAGGCCCUUCUCCCUCUUGUGGAGAACCCAGCUCCUCCCCUUGACCCCUGGGUCUUCUCUACCCGCUACAAAACAGAGCUCUGCACCAGAUAUGCUGCCACUGGCUCCUGCAAGUAUGCUGAACGCUGCCAGUUUGCUCAUGGCCUCCGAGAACUCCACAUUCCCUUCCGUCACCCAAGGUACAAGACGGAGUUGUGUCGUAACUACCACACUACUGGCUUCUGCCACUAUGGCAGCCGCUGCCUGUUUGUCCACAGCCCUUCAGAGCUACGUCAUGUCAAAGAGCGCCGCAGGAGCAUCCCCUGUCGCACGUUCCAAUCCCUUGGUGUCUGUCCCUAUGGCACACGCUGCCAUUUCCUGCACAUUGAUGGAGAUUUGGACAGUGGUCUGGGUGAGGAAGAGUCUGCCACUACUCCGAUUCUGCCGCAGUCCAAGGAGUGGAAGCCCCAAGGAGAACUGUGUCCCACCUUCACUACUUUUGGUUUCUGUCUUUAUGGGACAUGUUGUCACUUUCAGCAUCGCCUCUCCAGUAAAACUAAACCCUGGAGCCAUAAGCAAAUUGGGGUGUUCCCAGACCGCUUGGGUUUACCUUCCAGCACAUCAUCAAAUACGUCAACCUCCUCAUCUCCUCCCUCAACUCCGCCUCUUGCCACCUCAUCCCCAGAUAUGAUGGUCCACAAUGCCUUUACCUUUUCCAGCCAUCAUCUGAGUGACCUGCUGCUUCCUCUGGCCCUCAAUCUGCAGCAGCUGCAGGAGAGCAGGAAGGUCAAGGACCCUUGGGACAGCAGGGCACUCUGACCUUGGUGCUGAUGAGAAGUAACUUGGGACUAUGUGCCACUAUUUUUAAUUCAUUUAUUGAUGUAAAUAAUUUUUUUUUUAACUUUGACUUGUCUGAAAGCGGGUCAAACCCAACUGGAGUGUUAACUCUUAGCUGGAGGUUUUAUUUUUAUUUUUAAACUGAAUUGCAACAAUAAGCUGUAAAUUGAUUGCAUUAAUAAAUUGUUUUUAAGUAA
This is a messenger RNA of Nothobranchius furzeri (turquoise killifish), 1305 nucleotides long. It is a transcript of the gene cth1, whose product is annotated as cysteine three histidine 1. The record is from RefSeq and is a predicted model, not a curated record. NCBI's taxonomy places the organism in Eukaryota, Metazoa, Chordata, Actinopteri, Cyprinodontiformes, Nothobranchiidae. Gene Ontology annotation, molecular function: metal ion binding; mRNA binding.